Molecule: messenger RNA, 1836 nt
Organism: Pyricularia grisea
Lineage: Eukaryota; Fungi; Ascomycota; Sordariomycetes; Magnaporthales; Pyriculariaceae
Exons: 8
Coding region: 497-1738 (413 amino acids)
Source: RefSeq, a predicted model, not a curated record
AUACAAUCAGAAUUUCAUGCUGCAUCCAUUCCAUCGACAACAGGGCUCGUUUUUCAUCUGCCCCUCUUAACGCAAUUUCCAGGUUAGGCGAAAACCAAGAAGACAUCCCGGCAUCCUUCCCUAACCCCUUGUCGCCAACCAACCCGGGGAAGCUUUCCGUUGCGGCCUUUUUCUUCUUUCGUUUUUGCUUGUUGAUUCGGUGUGGACGGUGACAUCCCUUGGCAGGGCCCAUUGGGUAAUUACCAGUACUAACGUACCGUACUGUAAGAAGUAAAGGUUGCAUCGAGAGAUUCAGUGAACUUUGCCAAAGAAAAAAGCACCACCAGAUCUCCUCCGCGUCUCUGCCGCGAUUCUCCAGGUCAUAGCACAACGUUGUAAAUAUGACCGUUGACGCCACCUGACAAUCCACCUUACGCUAGUCGAGCGCCAUACGGACCCAAACCUAGAUAAAACUACCUGUCUACUAGUACAUGGUAGUGGAUUCUAGGCGUUCAGAAUGCCAUCAUAUCUCUUGCCUCGAGAUGACCCAUCAUCGCAGCCAACGGUUCUGCUCAAAGAGUCUCCGGGCUACAACGGGCGCACGACCUUGAUUCUCAAUUCUAUUAUUAUAGUUUUGACCACCGUCGUGGUCAUGGCCCGGCUGUUUGUACGGGCUUUCAUGACAAAGGCGCUGGGGCUCGACGACCUCAUGUGCUUUCUUGCUUUUUGUUUCGUCAUUACACUUUCUAGCAUGGAAUUACAUUCGGUUGAAUACGGCAGCGGGGCACAUCUAACGUAUGUACCACAAGAGCUGUUGGUGGUCUGGUUCGAGUCCUUGGUCACACAGACGCUCAUCUAUUUUAUCGCCACGGGCUUCAUGCGCCUAUCUAUAUUGACGUUUCUUCCCCGCCUCAACAAAGAUCUUCGAGAACGGAAAUUCAUGAUAGCCAUAUGGGCAACUGGCUUUGUUAUCGUCGCACAAACAAUAGGCUGCUUUGUGUACCGGCUCACCGAGUGUAGCCCGAUAAGUGAUACAUGGAAGCCCCUGUAUCUGACGGCGGGGAACUGUGUCUCUGCCCAGGAGGAAAAUUCCAUGAUGGUCGGGCAUCAGUCCAUAGGACUUGCCAUCGAUGUGGCCCUGCUCGCCCUGCCCAUAUGGAUAAUCUACGACAAGAUGCUUUUCAGCAAGAGGGCAUUGCAGGUAAUUUUGAUUUUUGGUAUUGGAAUCUUCGUUGUCGUAGCGGGAAUCGUCCGUCUCUACAUGCUAAAGACGCUGCUAUUUUUGGAGGAUCCAACCUAUAACAUCUCAACCCUCGGCGUCUGGACCGACCUCGAAGGCCACAUCGGCCUGUGGUGCGGCUGCUUUCCGGCCAUGCAGCCGCUCCUGCGUCUCUUUUCGUACAAGCUCGGCCUCCGCUCCAAGCUCAAGAGCUACGUGCCACCCGAAAUCGGCCACGAGAGCAAAAACCCAGCCGGCAGCGGGGCUCUCAACAACACUAUCGGCAGCAACGGUGCUGCGGGCGGCAGCGGAUGGUCCUCGGGCGCCAGCCGCUGCAAGAAGACGGGCUACAUCAAGAGCGGCAGCGGCGCCGACGCCGACAGCAAUAGCGAGCAGUGCAUCGUCGGCCCCGACGUGGAGCUGGACAACAUUGAGCAGGCCGGCACCAACGACCACGGAAUAAGAAAGACCACCAACGUCGAGGUCUCGGUCGACGAAUGCGGUUCCCCGAGUCGCUUUGCCAAGAUACAUGGAUGGUGAACCAAAAAAAAAAAAAGAAAUAAGAGAAACCCAAAAGCUUUUACAUAUUACCUAACAAGGAAAUGGGCUCUGGUUUGGCGAAACGAAAAAGGGGGGGG